CACAGAGGUCAGGAGCUCUGGGAUAGAUCCCUGGAAGGCUUAAAUAUGGUGAUGAGAUGUACACACGGAAGAGCCUAGCAUAAAGGUAGAACAACCAAACAUAAGAAUGAAACAGCCAACCCCACGCACCAAAGGAAGGAAGGAGCAGAACAUUUUCUGUCAAUCCAACAAGAAAAAUGACAAGGUGCAAAAGGCAAUCACAAGGGCAACAUCAGGCCUUCAACAAUUCAAAAAAAUGAAGAAAGCAAAAAAGCCAACAAUAAUAGUCUGUUACUACAGGAUGAACAAGAAAAUAAAUCAAAAUCAGCUGGCAUAUAAACAAGAGGCCCCAGAGAGCUCUGAUGAUCCAAGUAAUGCCCUGUGAGUGGCAGGGACCAGAGAUCUGGACCUAGCUCCUGUGUCUUCUGAGGAUGCAGUGAAUUGUCAACUACAGAAAGACCAAAUCUGAGAAACAGAGGUUAUACCAGUGGUGAUGAUGACAAUAAAAUCAAGUUAUCAACAAGGAAAAAAACAACAA
Molecule: messenger RNA, 517 nt
Organism: Hyaena hyaena (striped hyena)
Lineage: Eukaryota; Metazoa; Chordata; Mammalia; Carnivora; Hyaenidae
Product: sperm protein associated with the nucleus on the X chromosome N2-like
Exons: 1
Coding region: 107-364 (85 amino acids)
Source: RefSeq, a predicted model, not a curated record